UGGAGAGGAUCCCCGCGGGGAGGAGCCGCUCCUGCGCUCAGUCUCCGACUGCCCACGUUCACUAAUGGCUCCGAGGAGACGAAAGAAGGAAACGUAUUCGAUUCAGAGCGGUUGUUAAGGAUCUUCGACAGAGUUCGGCUUCACUUGUUGCUAAGGUCCGGGCCAGCAGCAGCAGCAGCAGCGGCGGCGGCGGCGCCUCGGGGCCGAGUCUCAGUUUUGACCAUGUCUGAUGGGGAGUACGAUUACCUCAUCAAGUUCCUAGCCCUGGGAGACUCGGGCGUGGGGAAGACCAGCUUCCUCUACCAGUACACAGACGCUAAGUUCAACUCCAAGUUCAUCACAACCGUUGGAAUUGACUUCAGAGAGAAGAGAGUGAUCUAUAAAUCAACCGGUCCAGACGGGUUGACCACCCGAGGUCAGAAGAUCCACAUGCAGCUGUGGGACACAGCAGGACAGGAGAGGUUUCGGAGUUUGACAACGGCGUUCUUCAGAGAUGCGAUGGGUUUCCUUCUUCUGUUUGACCUCUCCAAUGAACAAAGUUUCCUCAAUGUCAGGAACUGGAUGAGCCAGCUCCAAGUCCAUGCAUAUUGCGAAAAUCCAGAUGUGGUUCUGUGUGGGAACAAGUGUGACCUGCUGGAUCAGAGAGCCAUCAGCGAGGAGGAAGCCCGGGAGCUGGCGGAGAAGUACGGGGUUCCAUACUUUGAGACCAGCGCAGCAAACGGACAAAAUGUCAAUGAAGCCGUGGACGUCCUGCUGGACCUCAUCAUGAAGAGGAUGGAGCGAUGCGUGGACAAGUCCUGGAUCCCUGACGGAACCGUCCGGGCCAACGGACCCUCUUACUCGGAAGUGGAUGGCGCAGAGAGGAGCAAAUGUGCGUGUUAGAUUCACGACCUUGAUUUGUUUUCUGCUGUUUCCUGAACAUGGCUGUAUAACAUAGGAAGAGAAAGUCGUUUUAAUGCAAGUGUCCUUUUGCUUUUAACUGGGCUCCGACUUUGCUGAUAAGAGCCUGAAAUAUUGGGUUCAGCUGAUUUAAGGGUUGUGUGUUAUAGUUAUUUAUUACUGCACAAAACUGAAUGAAUACGAUUGACCCAAACACCAAUGUGGGACGGUUUUACGCGUGACACAAUUCUCACCCGGGACAAUUCAGAAAUGCUUCUGUUUCAGCAGCAGUCAGCCGAGUCUACAUACCCUCUGGUACAAUUGUAUUAAUGUGCCAUUAUGUGUCAUUUUUUCUGUUAGAGAUGUUCACAUAUACAUUUCACUUUUUAACUAUAUUUGGUGCCAAUUUUUAGGCUUUUUGAAGGAUUAUAAUUGCAUGAGAGGACUUGAAUAUAUUUACAUUGACUGCAGGUCAAUCACCAGGUGCCUCACAAAGAAAAAGGAAAGAUUGAAUCAAUCAAAAAUAGAUUAUCCACUGUGUUUGCUAUCUACACUGAGUCGUCACCACGGGGUUUGUCCUGCUUAUCUGCAUUACACUGGAAUACAGAUGUAUUUUAGAGAAAAUAUUUUAUAUGAAUUAAUAUAGUCUGCAGUCACUGUACUUCACAAUGUUUCUUACAUCAUCUGUUGAUUUUGUUUAAAAACUAAAUA
Molecule: messenger RNA, 1590 nt
Organism: Synchiropus splendidus (mandarinfish)
Lineage: Eukaryota; Metazoa; Chordata; Actinopteri; Syngnathiformes; Callionymidae
Gene: rab27a
Product: RAB27A, member RAS oncogene family
Exons: 6
Coding region: 223-882 (219 amino acids)
Biological process (GO): positive regulation of exocytosis; melanosome transport
Cellular component (GO): melanosome; secretory granule
Molecular function (GO): GTP binding; GTPase activity
Source: RefSeq, a predicted model, not a curated record